AUGAAGGGUUUCAGAGCUUCUUCAGAUAGCAUAAUGAUGAGUUACUAUUUCUCUCUGGACAAAAUGUUAAUGUUAAUGUUCAUGUUGUACAACAACACCAACAAGAGCUGCAGCAGGAGAUGUUGCAAGAAAAUCGGGUCCUCAUUGUCAUCGUCGGGUGGUGGUUAUGCUUUUGAUCCUGCUGAAGUGCGUCACACCUUUAGAGCAACUGGGGAAAGGUUUGCUUGUGUUGUUGUCAGUGAGUAUGUUGCUAACUCUUUUACCCAUCUUCUUCAUGAAAUUUCUGGUUUCCGUGUUGUUCUUGAUCAAGAAUUGGGAUUGAUAUUGAAGCUAAGAGACAUGAUGAUUGGUUGGAUUCAUGAAGGGUUUCAGAGCUUCUUCAGACAGCUUAAUGAUGAGUUACUAUUGCUCUCUGGACAAAAUGUUAAUGUUAAUGUUAAUGUUAAUGUUGUACAACAACACCAACAAGAGCUGCAGCAGGAGAUGUUGCAAGGUGACAAGGUCCCUGUUGGGGUUGUACUUGUGAUAUCCCAGCCAUCUGUUUUCAUUGAAAGAGAAGCCAACGCAAGAAAAAUCGGGUCCUCAUUGUCAUCGUCGGGUGGUGGUUAUGCUUUUGAUCCUGCUGAAGUGCGUCACACCUUUAUAGCAACUGGGGAAAGCUCUUUUGUUUCAGCUAAUGUUCAAGUCAUUACUUGCCAUCCCUUCCCCGUGGACAGCAGCCCAGUACACCAGGUGGCAAACCAAUGA
This is a messenger RNA of Lactuca virosa, 747 nucleotides long. Lineage: Eukaryota; Viridiplantae; Streptophyta; Magnoliopsida; Asterales; Asteraceae. The record is from the annotation of a GenBank genome assembly.